CCAGCUAUGCGGGGUCCUGCGGCCGCGGCUGGCGGCACUUCCUGGAGCGGCAGCGGCAGCAGCAGCGGCAGCGGUAGCGGUCGCUUCUCCAGCACCUGGGCGUGGGGCGCGGGGGCGCGCGGCACUGGGCGGACAGAGCGCACGCACGCGCCAUGAGCGCGGCGGGCAGUAUAGAGCCGGUGUGCUAAGUGAGCCCCGGCCGCCGGCCCGGCAUGGGCGUCUCCCGCGGGCCCGCAGCCGGCCGGGGCUAGGGCCGGAUGGAGCCGCGGGAGUGCAGCCCCGAGGCCCGGAGCAGCGACUCCGAGUCGGCUUCCGCCUCGUCCAGUGGCUCCGAACACGACGCGGGUCCCGAGCCGGAUAAGGCGCCACGGCGCCUCAGCAAGCGGCGCUUCCCGGGGCUUCGACUCUUCGGGCACAGGAAAGCCAUCACCAAGUCGGGCCUCCAACAUCUGGCACCCCCUCUUCCCACCCCUGGGGCCCUGUGUGGUGAAUCUGAGCAGCAGAUCCGGAGCACUGUGGACUGGAGUGAGUCAGCAACGUAUGGGGAGCACAUCUGGUUUGAGACCAAUGUAUCCGGUGACUUUUGCUAUGUUGGGGAACAGUACUGUGUGGCUAAAAUGCUGCAGAAAUCAGCAUCCAGAAGAAAGUGUGCAGCCUGCAAGAUUGUUGUGCACACCCCAUGCAUUGAACAGCUGGAGAAGAUAAAUUUCCGCUGUAAGCCAUCCUUCCGUGAAUCAGGCUCCAGGAAUAUUCGUGAGCCAACCUUCGUAAGGCACCACUGGGUACACAGGCGACGCCAGGAUGGCAAGUGUCGGCAUUGUGGGAAGGACACCUUAUGCCCAAGCCACCCUGUCCACCCUCAGGGCUUUCAGCAGAAGUUCACCUUCCACAGCAAGGAGAUCGUGGCCAUCAGUUGCUCCUGGUGCAAACAGGCGUAUCACAGCAAGGUGUCGUGCUUCAUGCUGCAGCAGAUCGAGGAGCCCUGCUCCCUGGGGGUCCAUGCAGCUGUGGUCAUCCCACCCACCUGGAUCCUGCGAGCCCGGAGGCCGCAGAAUACCCUCAAGGCCAGCAAGAAGAAAAAGAGAGCAUCCUUCAAGAGGAAAUCCAGCAAGAAAGGACCUGAGGAGGGCCGCUGGAAACCUUUCAUCAUCAGGCCCACUCCAUCACCCCUCAUGAAGCCCCUGCUGGUGUUUGUGAACCCCAAGAGUGGGGGCAACCAGGGUGCUAAGAUUAUCCAGUCUUUCCUCUGGUAUCUCAAUCCCCGGCAAGUCUUUGACUUGAGCCAGGGAGGACCUAAGGAUGCGCUGGAAAUGUACCGAAAGGUGCACAAUUUGCGGAUUCUGGCGUGCGGGGGUGAUGGCACAGUUGGCUGGAUUCUCUCCACCCUGGACCAGUUGCGCUUAAAACCACCACCCCCUGUGGCCAUCCUGCCCCUGGGUACUGGCAAUGACCUGGCCCGCACCCUCAACUGGGGCGGGGGCUACACAGAUGAACCUGUAUCAAAGAUCCUUUCUCAUGUAGAGGAGGGGAAUGUGGUGCAGCUGGAUCGCUGGGACCUCCGAGCUGAACCUAACCCUGAGGCAGGACCUGAGGAUAGAGAUGAGGGGGCCACUGACAGGCUGCCCCUGGAUGUCUUCAACAACUACUUCAGCCUGGGCUUUGAUGCCCAUGUCACCCUGGAGUUUCAUGAGUCUCGAGAGGCCAACCCAGAGAAGUUCAACAGCCGCUUUCGGAAUAAGAUGUUCUAUGCCGGAACAGCCUUUUCUGACUUCCUGAUGGGCAGCUCCAAGGACUUAGCCAAGCACAUCCGAGUGGUGUGUGAUGGAAUGGACCUGACCCCCAAGAUUCAGGACCUGAAACCCCAGUGCAUCGUUUUCCUGAACAUCCCCAGGUACUGUGCAGGCACCAUGCCCUGGGGCCAUCCUGGGGAGCACCAUGACUUCGAGCCCCAGAGGCAUGAUGAUGGCUACCUUGAGGUCAUUGGCUUCACCAUGACAUCCCUGGCAGCACUCCAGGUGGGUGGGCACGGCGAGCGGCUGACACAGUGCCGAGAGGUGCUGCUCACUACGGCCAAGGCCAUCCCUGUGCAGGUGGACGGUGAGCCCUGCAAGCUUGCAGCCUCACGUAUUCGAAUCGCCCUGCGUAACCAGGCCACCAUGGUGCAGAAGGCCAAGCGCCGGAGUGCUGCCCCAUUGCACAGCGACCAGCAGCCAGUUCCUGAGCAGCUGCGGAUCCAGGUGAGCAGAGUCAGUAUGCACGACUAUGAGGCCCUACAUUAUGACAAGGAGCAACUCAAGGAGGCCUCUGUGCCUCUGGGAACUGUGGUGGUCCCUGGAGACAGCGAUCUGGAGCUCUGCCGUGCCCACAUCGAGAGGCUCCAGCAGGAGUCCGAUGGUGCUGGAGCCAAGUCCCUGAUGUGCCACACACUGUCCUCUAAGUGGUGUUUCCUGGAUGCCAGCCAUCUCUUCCCAGCUACUACUGCCAGCCGCUUCUACAGGAUCGACCGGGCCCAGGAGCACCUCAACUAUGUGACAGAGAUCGCCCAGGACGAGAUUUAUAUCCUGGACCCUGAGCUGCUUGGGGCAUCGGCCCGGCCUGACCUUCCCACCCCUACCUCCCCUCUCCCUGCCUCCCCUUGCUCCCCUACACCCCGGUCACUGCAAGGGGAUGCUGCAUUGCCUCGAGGUGAAGAGCUGGUUGAAGCUGCCAAGAGGAAUGACUUCUGCAAGCUCCAGGAGCUGCAUCAAGCAGGAGGUGACCUCUUGCACCGGGACCAGCAGAGCCGCACACUCCUGCACCAUGCGGUCAGUACUGGUAGCAAGGAAGUGGUCCGCUACCUGCUGGACCAUGCCCCACCAGAGAUCCUUGAUGCUGUGGAGGAGAAUGGGGAGACCUGUCUACACCAGGCAGCAGCCCUAGGCCAUCGAACCAUCUGCCACUACAUUGUGGAAGCUGGGGCCUCCCUCAUGAAGACAGACCAGCAGGGAGACACUCCCAGGCAGCGAGCUGAGAAGGCUCAGGACACAGAACUGGCAGCCUACCUGGAGAACAGACAGCACUACCAGAUGAUCCAGCGGGAGGACCAGGAGACAGCUGUGUAGUUCAGAGGUCCAUGGAGCAGCCAGGGACACUACCAGAGGACUAGCACCCUCCUUGCCCAUCUUACUGCCACAUUCCAGUUGGAUGGCCACGGGGGGGGGGGGGGACCCUGCCCUAGGGAAGGAACCCCAUGCCACCACCCCCUGAGGAGCCACUCAGACCUAGAGCUGGACUCUGAAGAGCUGGACUCUACCUAUCCUCCAGUUUAUGGGGAACAGAAAACCUCACCACAGCAGAUGGAGGGGCAGGACAGGAGCUCAGCCCUGUCAGGGAGGCCGCCUCAGCAGGAGGUUUUGCAAGCUACCUGGUCCUUUGGAGCUUCUGGAAGCUUCUGGGCACCUAGCCCCCUUCCUCCCUGACCUAUCCACCCUGAGCCUCCUGGAAACUUAAAGAGCCUGCUGUAUUCACCUCCCCCUUUGCUGCUUGGCACUUACCCCAUGACCUUCCCCAUGUACCCAGUCAAUUUCGUUUUGGACUGUGUGGCCUGGGGUGGGGGAUAGGGCUCCCGCGGUGACAUGUUUACAGCUGGGUGUGACUCAGUAAAGUGGAUUUUUUUUUCCCCUU
This is a messenger RNA of Nannospalax galili (Upper Galilee mountains blind mole rat), 3663 nucleotides long. It is a transcript of the gene Dgkz, whose product is annotated as diacylglycerol kinase zeta. Gene Ontology annotation, cellular component: nucleus. The coding region runs from base 258 to 3101 and encodes 947 amino acids. Lineage: Eukaryota; Metazoa; Chordata; Mammalia; Rodentia; Spalacidae. Gene Ontology annotation, biological process: regulation of synaptic transmission, glutamatergic; diacylglycerol metabolic process; lipid phosphorylation. Gene Ontology annotation, molecular function: ATP-dependent diacylglycerol kinase activity; protein binding. The transcript has 32 exons. The record is from RefSeq and is a predicted model, not a curated record.